AUAGACUUAAUCACUGACGAUAUCCUAUUCCGUGAGCUCUGAUGAAUUUACGACGCUUCUCUGGAUUCGUUGAAGUCACAUCACAGUUCCUGAUAGCCGCAUAUCGUCAGUCAGUGCCCGGAACUGUAAAACCGUCCCAUCCCACUCCGCGUGUACUGGCAGAUUUACAGUGCACUUCAGCCGCACGAGACAAACAGCAGCAAUUAUCUCGAGGGAAAGAUCGCGCGACACCAAACAUACGGCAAAUCAGGCACGAGAGCUCGGGGAACAAGCGAGCGGAGAUUUCCACGGUCCACAGUAAUUUUUUACACACGGAGACGAAGGAAAACAGAAAGCACUGACAUCUCCAACAAGCCUGGGCUGCAUUGUGUUGUGGAGCUGCGAGGGUUUUUGUGUUGCAGUUGAAGACAUUUAAAGGCGGCACGAGAGGAAUAGCGUUUUUCAUUUUCAUCACCACUUCUAACACAGGUUUAUAUAUAUAGCACGCAAAACGACGCUAUAUAUGAAUAGGACUACCUAUUGAAAAAGGACAUAUCAUUUUGUUACCUCAACAAGUUUUGUAUCGUGCCCUCGCGUGUCUUUUCCCUCAGAAUUAAGGAAGCGUACGUAAAGGCGCUCGCAGGAUCUUGACAAUGUUGACAACAACGCAAAAAACGGAUAUGAAAUAAGCAACAUCUUUACAAUUUAAUCACCUGCGACUGGCAACGCGCAUUUUUGUGUUUCCGCCCCCUUUUUGGACACCGAAAGUGGACGAAAGUCACUUACGCGGAUUCCGUAACGGUUCAACCGGUUAAACGAUCAUUUAUAAACCGUUACUCUCGUCCGACCCUCGUCACUCCUGCAGAUGUGCCCUGGUUCAAUUCUAACCUUUGUGUAGGGUGUUGAUGGAGAGCUUUUCGAAUGACAGCCGGGACAGUGGUCAUCACAGGUGGAAUUCUAGCUACAGUAAUCUUACUGUGUAUUAUUGCUGUACUCUGCUACUGUAGACUGCAGUACUAUUGCUGUAAGAAGGAGGAGUCGGAGUCAGAGGAGGAGGAGCCUGACUUCGCCGUCACGUCUCGCCUGCCGCCGGUCCAUUCCAACCACAACAUCCUGGCGGCGACUGUCCCCAUGGCAAGCGCCCCCAAUGGGCCCGCCCUCUACACGCCGCCACCGCCGGUUCGAAAACUGACCCGCUCGCAGACCUACUGCCCGUCCUGCACACAUUAUGAGCCGUUUUACCUGCAGCAGCCCGAAGGUCUGCGGAACGGUGGCGAACGUAUCAGUUACCGCAGCGUGCAUCAACAAGAUUUGGGGCUACCCACACCGAUACCCACUCAUUUGCAUUCUCCGAUACCCUCCCCGUUGCCCACUCAGCUGCCGACACCUCUACCCAACUACCACAAACUAAACCUCAACCGUUCGGUUACCAUGAGGGGGGUGUUCACGCGAAGCUGCAGCAUUAGCACAGACGUGUAGCUGGACGUCCAAUUGUUUAAACGUUUGACUAACACGGCAGUAGACUCAAAAGUCGAUGUGAUGGUCUACUUUUUGCCGGUGGCCUUUGAGUGUAUUUACAGUAUGACGAAUUCUGCAUUUGUUUGUAACGGGGCACCUGUUGCCCAUGCUGCUAAGGACUGUAAGGGCAAUGGGGUGAGACUGGAGAUUCGGACCCUACCGUCCUCACUCUUUUCCUCUCUUAUUCCAUUGUUGGUGUGGUUUUAGACAUUGCAAAGAAGAGUCAAGGAGAUCACGUCAUGCUCUCCUUACAAUUUUCUGAGGACACGCAUCAAUGACAACGCAGACAUGUGAAAUUCUUGAGUAUGCGGUCUUUAUUGAACCUUUUUUUAAUUGUUCAUGUAGCGUACGUAUAGAAUGGAAUUUUAGCAGAAUAUUUAAAUGAUAAAUUAUAGUUAAUAAACGACAAUUGUUUUUAUUUUAACAAGCCAACAUACAGUACAAAAAGUCCUAAAUGGGUUGCAAUAAAACUGCUGAAUAAAACAGUAAUCUCGACAUCCUAGACGUAUGCUAGGGAUGAGAGGCAUUAUUUUUUACAGACAAAUGUUAUUCAGCACCUCUCUGUGUGCUGUUAUAGAUAUUAAUAGAUGUUUUUUUUCACAGUUUCCAAACUCUCGGUUACGUUUUAGAUGUUUGAAUGAUUUGUUCUGCUUGGUCACAGCAACUUUAAAAGAUCAGAAUUUUGCUUCACCUGCAUUAUAUCAAUCAUAAAACGUUUUAUUAAUUUAAAAGUCUGAAAGUGAACUGAAUACGGGACAGAAAUGUUUGAAUUUCAAGGGCUGCAGAUCUUUCUAGACGUCACUGUUGGAUUUUAAACAGAACAUCAUCUGCCAGAAGGAUUUAUGCGCAUUUUUGCCGUGUUGAUGUGAAAACCGGUGGGACGUUUCAACUUUCCUCUUUUAAAUAAUGACACUGAUGUUUGAAAAUAUUUCCUUCUGUUGUUUCUAGCCUCUUUUGGUUCGACAGUGAUGCUGUUUUCAGGCUGUGUGUAUAUUGACACACACUACAGUCCUACAGGUGAUAUUGACUUCUGUGGUCACCAUGUGAUUGUGUUGUGAUUUCAGAUGUCUAUCUUAGCUUUUCUCUACACAUCACACACACCAUGACCUAUUUAUUCGUCUGUACACACACAUGCACACAUCUCAGUGCCUGUAUUGUUAUGAUUAUUUCAAAACUGUUUUAUUUGCAUCGCUGGUUUAUUACAGUAUAGUUUUGUUUUCAUGUUUUAAAGUGAUGCUGAAAUGUUACUGUAUUGGAUAAAUACAAAUAAGAACACAAUGUGGAAAAUAAACUGGUUGAAAUGAC
Messenger RNA from Misgurnus anguillicaudatus (oriental weatherfish), 2802 nucleotides. It is a transcript of the gene fam163ba, whose product is annotated as family with sequence similarity 163 member B, genome duplicate a. NCBI's taxonomy places the organism in Eukaryota, Metazoa, Chordata, Actinopteri, Cypriniformes, Cobitidae. The record is from RefSeq and is a predicted model, not a curated record.